This is a messenger RNA of Pseudoliparis swirei, 5655 nucleotides long. It is a transcript of the gene ripor2, whose product is annotated as RHO family interacting cell polarization regulator 2. The record is from RefSeq and is a predicted model, not a curated record. The annotation marks the transcript as partial. The transcript has 22 exons. NCBI's taxonomy places the organism in Eukaryota, Metazoa, Chordata, Actinopteri, Perciformes, Liparidae.
GAGUGUCGUCCCACGUCCCAGAGAUCAUGGCGGCCGGUACCCACUCCCCUGGAGGGCCCAAUGGAAUAAUCCGGAGUCAGUCCUUCGCCGGGUUUAGCACGCUACAGGAACGACGUUCUCGGUGUAACUCUUUCAUGGGGAACUCGGCAGUGCAGAAGAAGCCUCAGUCGAAGCCAAAGAAGCCCCACCCGUCGGGACACAAGGGAGGCAGCAGCUCCAGGGAGCCGCAGCCCAAAAGAGUGGAGGAAGUUUACAACGCACUCAAACAAGGCCUGGAUGAGUAUCUUGAAGUUCAUCAAACGGAGCUGGACAAACUCAUGUGUCUGAUGAAAGACAUGAAGAGAAACUCUCGCCUGGGAGUGCUCUACGAUCUUGACAAGCAAAUCAAAACCAUCGAAAGGUACAUGAGACGCCUGGAGUUUCACAUGAGCAAGGUGGACGAGCUGUAUGAGGCCUUCUGCAUUCAGAUCCGUCUGAGGGACGGUGCCAGCCGGAUGAAGCAGGCCUUCUCCUCCUCGCCCUCCACUAAAGGCACCAAGGAGAGCAUCGCGGAGGUCAACCGUCGCUAUAAGGAGUACACUGAGAACAUGAGCACAUUCGAGAGCGAACUGGAGAACCUGCUCGGGGAGUUUCAUAUCAAAAUGAAAGGUUUGGCGGGCUUUGCGAGGCUCUGUCCUGGAGACCAGUAUGAGAUCUUCAUGCGGUACGGUCGCCAGCGCUGGAAGUUGAAGGGAAGAAUUGAAGUGAACUCCAGACAGAGUUGGGAUGGAGACGAGAUGGUCUUCAUGCCUCUCGUCACUGACCUCAUCAACAUCAAGGUGACGGAGCUGAAGGGACUGGCCUCUCACAUGCUGGUGGGCAGCGUGAUCUGUGAGACCAAGGAGCUCUUCACUGCCAUGCCUCAGGUGGUGGCUGUGGACGUCAACGACCUGGGGACCAUCAAACUCAACCUGGAGGUCACGUGGUACCCCUUCGAUGUCGAGGACCUGUCUUUGUCGUCUGGUAACGUGAGCAAAGCCACAGCACUCCAGAGACGAGUGUCAGUCUACAGCCAGGGCACGCCGGACACCCCCACUUUCCAGGACGCCUCCUUCUUUAAGUGGCGGCCAUAUCCUGUGGAGCGCCAGCGCCUCUCCUUCCUGCACAUGCUCCGAGACACCCUGCUAGAGAAGUUAAGGCUCAGUCGCUCGUUUGGUGACCUGGCCUCACUCCGGCCAAGGCCCAAAUCCAGUCUGGAGGUCUAUUCCACUUUACCAGAUGAUGUCUUUGAGAACGGGGGCUGCGGAGUGGCCGAGUGUAAGCGACUCUCCUUCACCUUUUCGGACACCUCUGGCUCCACGCCGAGCCCCGCCCCGAGCACCCACUCCCAAGGCCAGUCCAACCCUGAGAUCACAGUCACCCCUCCAGAAUUGGACCUGUCACCUACACAAAUCCUCCCAACAAGGGAGGACUCCAUCGUUGAGGAGAAUUUAGUGGAGGAAGAGGAGGAGGAUGAGGAGGAGUACGAAGAAGACGAGGAGACGGGGAGUCGAGGAAGUCGGGGCACCAGUGCCAGCCUCGCCAGUGAUGAAGCCGAGGUGGCAGAGGACUCUGAGUGGGAGCGCACAGAGUCCCAGAGAAAUUCUAGCUCCAACUUUGGUUCCGCCGUCCGGUCCCUCUGCUCUGACGGCCACCUGUCUACGGUGGCCCCAGAGGAUGUUUUCUUGGACCACGCUGACGAACUGAAACCUCUGGAGCUGGACACGGAGGAAGGGGGCAGCCUGACCAGGCAGCUUGUGAAGAGGCUCACUUCUUCGGACGUUGCGCCGUCAAGUGGGAGCUCCUCGGAGGGAGGAGGAAAUCUGAGCUGGGCGGGAGAGGGGAGCAGGGCUUUCCUGGAGAGCAGCCUGGAGGAGGCCAUCCACAGCCUGCUGAUGAGGCUGGAGUCUCUGAAUCACCGCUGCCGAGAGCUGCAGGACCUGGAGCAGGAAGUGAUGCGUCUGGAGGACCUGCUCAAGUGCCGUCUGCCGGGUCACAGAAGCCGGUCUUCGAGCCUCAGUCUGACAGUAGAGAGCGCCCUGGAGAGCUUUGACUUCCUCAACACCUCUGACUUCGAUGACGAGGAUACUGGAGACGAUAACAUGGUUCUCAGUACCCCCCCACAGAGGUCUCCGCUUUUUGAUACGGACGCAGAGAGGAUUGGUGGCCAACACCCAGAAGCCAGAGGACACCUGAGCGAAGCCCUGACGGAGGACACCGGGGUGGGCAACAGCGUGGCAGGAAGCCCCCUGCCGCUCACCACCGGAAACGAGAACCUGGACGUUGCCAUCGUCAUCCACCUGCAGUACUGUGAUCACCUCAUACAGCUGUUGACCAGCGGGUUAGGGGUGUGGCAGCGCCGCAGUCUGCUCCUCAAACUGUCUGGACAGAUUCAGCUGUUGGAAGAGCUCGCGGAGCUCAGUGUGGACAAACUGGGAGCCAUUACGUCCUCUGCAGAUGUUCUCCCGGGCCUCGCAGAGCGCCCACAGCUGAUGACUCUGUGGUCGGAGUGCAGCGGCUCGGCAGGACUUUUCCACACCACGCUGGACAGAGUGUUCAAACACAUGAGCCAGAGCUACACGGCAGUGCUGCAGGAGAGACACCCACACAGCGCUGACAAAGUGAUCGGUGUCGUGGUGAGCGAGAUGGUGGACCGGAGCGAUCUGGUGGAGUCGCACAGUCCUACAGCCGCUGAGCUCGCCCAGGACGUCCUCACAGUGUUUCAGUUCCACAGCUACAUCUUGCAACAUGAAGUGCUGGACAUGGAGACACACCUCCUGCAUCUGGCCAGAGAAGAGAUGUUUGCUGAGGCUCUGUGCAGUCAGGAUUAUUCUCGGUGUCUAGCGGAGCUGGAGGACGUGCCUGUGUCAUCCUUGUGGCCUAGAAACGGCACCCUGAGGGCCCUGGCCUCCCUGCUCACUGCAGACGACCCUCAGGUCAACAAGGCAGCAGCCAACUACCUCUCGUCUGCAUCGCACGGCCACUUCAGGAUCAGAGCAGUGGAGUGCUACACCCACGCACUGUCGGAGGCUGGAGUUCAGAGCCAGAGGGCGGCCUGUUCGGCUCUCAGCUGUCUGCAGGCAGCGGAGAGCAUCAAGGCGGUGGUAGCGCUGUGUGACUCAGCUGAUGAAGAGCUUCGCCAUGUUGCCAUAGAAACCCUGCUCACAUUUGGUGAGGAGGGGCGACUGGCGUACGAGCAGCUGGACACGGUGCCCGGGGAGAUCCUCCGCCUGGGCACCCGGCGGGGGAACGCCGUCACCACGGCCUUCUGAGCCAUCGGCAGCGAAAAACAACACAAGCGACAUCUGGAUCUCUACGCCGCCACAUUAGAUCACUGUUCUUACGGACACUGCCUUCUCAUAGGAGCUCAGACACACAACCUAUAUAUAUCCUGUACACACACACAUUGACACUCCUAUUUUCUCCAUCACCCCCCCCCCCUUCCAGGCACCGCUACAAGUCACCCCUUCCUGCCCCUGCUUUCUGAAUCAGGCAGACACAUUGAGUUUAACUGGAGCACAAAUUUGACGGGCCGCUGGAAGCCGCUUCAAAAACUGUGGAACCCAGAAUUUGAGCAUCUUCACCUCAUUCAACACCUAUUUAAUUUACUUUAAUAAAUCAUCAUCUUGAUUGUUAGUCAGUUGUGUCACGCAAUUUGCUAACUUUGAUCUUUGUAUAAUCACCGUCUAUCGUUCGAAAUGUUUUCGGGUGCUUUUGAAAGAUUUGUUGUAAGGCAUGGACAUGUGUCAUAAUGUACACAGCCGGUGUAACAUAUAUGUGCUUGUAUUCAAAACACAUUUUUAGGUUAUUUUCUAGUACGUUCCAUUUUGAGUUUCAGGGAUUCUUGUACAAUUGAAAUUGUGCAUUGCGUGGCAGGGAGGACCAAUAAUAAGUUGAGUGUCUUUCUCAGAGGACGCGAUGUUGUGGUUUAAAAGCCAAACUCUAACGGCAGUUUUACAGUCUUGAGCAGAUUUUGACCUCCGUUAUCUUUCAUUUAGAGGAAAAGCAGAAGCUGAAGGGUAGAUCUGAAACGGGUCAGCACAGAGCCCACCUUUCACUCUCUCAGCAAACUCAUCAGUUUUCUCAAACUUGCAGUUGAACAAGUGCGAUUUUCUGUACAUACGUGACCCUUUUGCACCGAGAUGACAUUGAAAGACAGAAAGUCAGCUUUGGUCAUUUGAGCCUUGAGAUGGUCAUGGAGGAAAGUUUCCACAAAUGCACUCUUGUUGACAUAUUUUUUCUAACCGUUGUAGAGCAAGUCCAGGGCAAUAGAUUUGGUUUGGUAUCCAAUGCCUUUGUUAGAGCGGAGAAUACUUUAGGCUAAUUUUGGCUAACCGCACAUUAACAAAGCAUGCGAGUUAAUGGCAAGAUUAAAAAUAUUGCAUUUCUUAUAAGAAGCUGCAGAAUGAGGUUUUUCUGUUUUGGGUCUGUUUUAUUUCCCUCCAUCCUCACUGUAAUGUGGGAAAACUGACUCGACAUAAGCGGCUAUUCCAACUUUUCUUAUUGUAACUACUACUGAGUCUUGUGCCGGUGCACAAUGACAAAACUCACAUUUGUUCAGACAUCUUAUUUAUUAUUCUCUUGUAAUUCUAAUAUUAUUUGGAGUUAUGCUGUAAUAGUGCAGAUGAUCAUGAUGUAUAUUUAUGUUCUAUUUUGGAUCGGGUCUAUUUGAAAUAGUUUGUUUAAAAAGACAUCCAUGAUAUUAUAAUGCAAAUGUUCUAAUGCCUAAUUUGAAUUGGAGUUUAUUUUGAAGGAAUAGCAGAUGAAUUAUUAUUUUGGGGAAGAUUACAAUAUAAUUAGACUAUUCAAAAUCUUAGAUUACUAUUUUCUAAAAGGUAUUGAACAUAAUGGGACAUUAUACAUUAGGCAUUUUACGUUAUUACUUAGAAUAUUUACUGUAACCAAAGGCCGAAUUAUUUUUUACAUUUUACUAAGCGCUGAUGAUUGCUAAUGGAGAAUGUAUUUUCAGAACGGUUGCAGUUUGGCCAGAAUAAUAAGGCUUAUAUUUCAAAGCACACAAUAGGACAAACCCAUAAUAUAUUAAUAUUGUUAUUUGGUUCUAACUGCACAGUCCAAAAGCCAUAUUGAUAGAAAACAAGUCGUAAUAUUUUUAUGAAAUUCAUAUUUUCUUUUGUAAUAUCUGUAAAUGUGUGAAGUUCUUACGAAAAGCUGAAAGUUCAGGGGUUUUUUCUUCUAAACAACCUUUUGCAAAACAUGGUCUGUAUUUUAAGUAACAGUUACUUGUAUUUCUUCCAUGAUGUGAAUAGCAUUACAGUAUUUUAGACAAGUAUCUAAUUCAUCCACUCAUUUAGCGUUUGUUGAAUUUCUUUUUUUUUUGAGUGAACUUCUUUUGUAUUACAAACUUGCAGUUGACCAGUGUUAAGUCAAGUUGAUUCCUUGGCUGUUCAAGUCCUAAUCCCCACAAAGUACAGGUUGUCAAUGUGCACAUCUUAUUCAGAGAGCAGUUUUAAGAAUAACUUGGUACACUUAGUUGAAAUUGAUCUCUAUCCAUCUUUGUGGUCAAUCGCUUCUGUACUGAUCCAUUUAGUUGCAUUUUACACUUCUAAGUGUUUGGCAGCAUUUCCUCUGCUCAUCAAAAGAUGCAAUAAAGUUUAUUUUUGCAUAAUUAAAACUCAA